GUUCGACGUUAAGUAAUUGUAUUUUAAAAUGUAAAUACAUAUUUGUACUGUACCCAAUGCCACUACGAGCACAUUAAAAAAUAAUUAUAUUUACUCCUAAAAAAAAUGAUUGCGCAGCAAGAAAUAGAACAAAGGCCAUUAGCGUGGUACGAACCUUUUUUGUCAUUGAUGGCGAUUGGUUUAAUAUACACUUUACUAUCCAAUAGAAAAGAAAAUAACCUGUUAAACUAAACCACCCAACCAAAGCUUUCCAUUCAUAGUGCUAAUUUGCAUACAUAAAUUAGACCGUGCUGGAAUGUUUCAUUGGCUGAAAGCAUCGCAAUACCUCGCCAGUCAUUAACUGAAAUGUCACAUCGAAAGAUGUCAUAUUGACCAAUAGAAACUGCGCUGGUUGUUGUACACCUAAUUUGCAUAAAGCCGCUAUAAAUAUAGGGCCAGGGAGGAGGGUAUUUUAUAGUUAUCUUUAGAUUGAAUUGAAUUCCUUGCUUUGAGACGAUGCCUGAGCCGUCGAAGUCAGCGCCAGCCCCCAAGAAAGGGUCAAAGAAGGCUGUUGCAAAAAGUCAACCUAAGGGAGGAAAGAAGCGCAGAAAGACCAGGAAGGAGAGCUAUGCUAUCUACGUGUACAAAGUACUGAAGCAGGUUCAUCCUGAUACCGGGAUCUCUUCCAAGGCGAUGGGAAUCAUGAACUCGUUCGUUAACGAUAUUUUCGAGCGCAUCGCCGGUGAGUCUUCCCGUCUGGCUCACUACAACAAGCGAUCCACCAUCACGUCCAGGGAGAUCCAGACAGCCGUGCGUCUCCUACUGCCGGGAGAGCUGGCCAAGCACGCCGUGUCGGAGGGCACCAAGGCCGUCACCAAAUACACCAGCUCCAAGUAAAACGACAAACCUGCUUUCUUAACCCCAAAGGCUCUUCUAAGAGCCACCCAUAGUAUCACAAUAAAGAGUUUAAAACCA
This is a messenger RNA of Acipenser ruthenus (sterlet), 954 nucleotides long. Its product is annotated as histone H2B 3-like. Gene Ontology annotation, cellular component: nucleosome. The coding region runs from base 496 to 876 and encodes 126 amino acids. The record is from RefSeq and is a predicted model, not a curated record. NCBI's taxonomy places the organism in Eukaryota, Metazoa, Chordata, Actinopteri, Acipenseriformes, Acipenseridae. Gene Ontology annotation, molecular function: structural constituent of chromatin; DNA binding; protein heterodimerization activity. The transcript has a single exon.